This is a messenger RNA of Apus apus (common swift), 5752 nucleotides long. It is a transcript of the gene SLC12A4, whose product is annotated as solute carrier family 12 member 4. The transcript is spliced from 24 exons. Lineage: Eukaryota; Metazoa; Chordata; Aves; Apodiformes; Apodidae. The record is from RefSeq and is a predicted model, not a curated record. Gene Ontology annotation, cellular component: membrane. The coding region runs from base 1363 to 4677 and encodes 1104 amino acids. Gene Ontology annotation, molecular function: potassium:chloride symporter activity. Gene Ontology annotation, biological process: chloride transmembrane transport; cell volume homeostasis; potassium ion import across plasma membrane.
CUAAGCCUUACUGGAACUCUGUUAGCAUUGCUGUAUUUUUCACUUCUCUUGUUAUCUGUGCUGGCUACACUAAGGCUAGUCAGGCUAUGUCCGUUUGUCCUUAACUUGUCGGGUAGGUAGAGUCUCUGUAAGAACUGGGUGAGUGACUUAGUGAGUUAGUCAUGUGCAAAUGGAAAGACCUGAAGUUGUUUUAAGAUGUACUAAUUUUCCACUUAUUUAACUUAAGAAAACCACCCUUCCCCUAUUUAAUCAUCUUCAGGGGAGUUCAGAAACUGACAACAUAGGAGAAUAAAACCUCCACAGGUCCAGUCAUGCAGCUACUUCUGCCACCUUCUCACAGGGAUGAUGUUUCUUUAAGUAGUCUGACUGAAUAGACUUUAUCACCGUGAAGCUUCCUGCUCUUUCUUUACAGUAGUCUCACUGUGCCUCAUUUUUCAGCUUUCAUUUAUCCUCACUCAUCUGUCUGUCUCGUAGUUACUUUAUAUAUAUGUUUUGUCUGUAGUUCUCUCUAAAUUCUGGUUUUCAUCCCUCAGUUACUAAAGAGAACACAUUGGCUUGCACAGAAGUCUUGCUCUUGGCAUGCUUGAGUGGUGAAACUCUGUCUCUCUGGCCUAAUCCCCUUCCAGAAGAAAAGCAGUAAUGAGAACACUGUCAUCUGUGCUCUUAAUUUUUUUUAUUUUUUUUUUUUUUUUAAUAAAGACAACAUAAACCUUUUGGAGAAAAACGGAAUAAAACCAGUCAGUAGGCUAUCUGGUACAGUUUUACCACAGAGUUGUCUUUUUUUCUUGGCAAUGAGAUAAAAGUUAGGUGACAGCUUGGACAUCCGUUGCUUGCUUUUAUUCUGUCCCUUGGGAUGGUGUGUUUGGAUGUAUGGGAGUAUGCAUGCUUAAGGUUUUUAAGUUUUGUUCUGUGGACCGUCUUUGAAGUUUUAUGGAACUCCAAGUGAUCCGCAUGCUGAUGAACUGGCUCUUACAGACCUGUGUCCAUACCUGAGAGCUAAAAAGUUCAGGGAACUGUGGGGGUGAUGAUACAGAUAAAGUGUGUAUUGCAGUGGUGGCUGCAAAUAGAAUUAUUUAGUUUAGAAGAGAACUGGUAGUAUUCAAAAAUAAAAUGCUUUAAUUAUUGAAAGACAAAAAAGACUAAGAAGAAAUGAAACAAAUGAAGAGGAAAUAUUAACCUACCUGCAGUAUAUCUUACCUGCCACAAAAAUUGAGAUUAAUUAGGGACUAAGGUAAAUAAAUUAUUCUCUGUUGCAGAGUAUAUAGCUCCCUCUUUAAGAAAUGUUCCUUGCAAAACAAUCUUGCAUGAUGAAAACUAACACCACAUAGCUACUGUCCAAGACCAAAGACUUGGUAACUGAGAAUGUCGAAAACUGUACGCAUUUCACAAGAUGGUGUUUGCCCAGGAGACUUCAUGCCUCUGGAAGUAAACAGUCCUCAUGUGAAGCUGGGGCAAGAAUUCCCCGGAGUAGCUUUCCGAGGUCACCUCCGCUCUCUUCCAAAACUGAUGGAGAUAACAAGCUCUUCCCAUGCAAGUCAUGGCAAUCAUAAAGAAAACAGUCCUUUCCUGAACAAUACAGAAGCUGGCAAAGGAGGUGAUUACUAUGACAGAAAUCUGGCCUUGUUUGAGGAAGAGCUUGAUAUACGACCAAAAGUGUCAUCUCUGCUGGGCAAGUUGGUCAACUACACAAAUCUUACCCAAGGUGUUAAGGAACAUGAAGAAGCAGAAAGUACUGAUGGCUCGAAGAAGAAAGUAUCAAAGUCACCCAGCAUGGGCACCCUGAUGGGGGUCUAUUUACCAUGUAUGCAGAAUAUCUUUGGGGUUAUUCUCUUCCUGCGGCUGACCUGGAUGGUAGGAAUGGCUGGAGUUCUUCAGUCCUUCCUGAUUGUAUUACUUUGCUGCUGUUGUACUAUGCUGACAACCAUAUCGAUGAGUGCUAUUGCCACAAAUGGUGUUGUUCCUGCUGGCGGCUCCUAUUUCAUGAUAUCCAGGUCAUUGGGCCCUGAGUUUGGUGGGGCUGUAGGGCUGUGCUUUUAUUUGGGAACAACAUUUGCAGGAGCAAUGUAUAUCCUUGGUGCCAUUGAAAUUUUAUUGACAUACAUUGUGCCACAAGCAGCAAUUUUUCACCCAUCUGGUGCCCAUGAUGCCUCCAGUGCUAUGCUGAACAACAUGCGGGUGUAUGGCACUGUGUUCCUCAUCCUGAUGGCCGUGGUGGUCUUUGUAGGGGUGAAAUAUGUUAACAAAUUUGCUUCCCUCUUCUUGGCCUGCGUAGUAAUAUCCAUACUGUCCAUUUAUGCUGGAGCUAUCAAGUCCAUCUUUGAUCCACCUGAAUUUCCGAUUUGCAUGUUGGGCAACAGGACUUUGUCAAGAGAUCAGUUUGAUGUUUGUGCCAAAACCAUAGUCAAGGAUAACAUUACUGUGGCCUCUAAGCUUUGGGAGCUCUUCUGCCACACUACAAACUUAACCACUGAGAACUGUGAUGAGUAUUUCCUCAUGAACAACGUCUCUGAAAUAGCAGGAAUUCCAGGAGUUGCUAGUGGUAUUUUAAAAGACAACCUAUGGAGCAAUUAUUUGGAGAAAGGAGAGAUACUGGAGAAAGCACAUCACCCAUCUGUUGAUGUAGCAGGCCAGAAGAACAACCUUCAUCUGUAUGUGCUUUCAGAUAUAGCUACUUCAUUCAUGGUGCUGGUUGGCAUCUUCUUCCCUUCAGUGACUGGUAUCAUGGCUGGUUCAAACAGGUCAGGGGACCUCAAAGAUGCACAGAAAUCCAUUCCCGUUGGAACAAUUCUUGCCAUUGUCACCACAUCGCUAGUCUACUUCAGUUGUGUAUUGCUGUUUGGAGCCUGCAUAGAAGGUGUAGUCCUGAGAGAUAAGUUCGGUGAUGCAGUGAACAAGAACUUAGUGGUGGGCACCCUUUCAUGGCCCUCUCCAUGGGUCAUUGUGAUAGGAUCCUUCUUCUCCACGUGUGGAGCAGGUUUACAGAGCCUUACUGGAGCCCCCAGGCUGCUACAGGCCAUAGCAAAGGACAACAUCAUUCCUUUCCUCUGGGUUUUUGGUCAUGGAAAAGCAAAUGGUGAACCAACAUGGGCUCUUCUGUUAACAGCCUUGAUUGCUGAGCUGGGGAUCCUUAUUGCUUCGCUUGACAUGGUGGCUCCAAUUCUUUCCAUGUUUUUCUUGAUGUGUUACCUCUUUGUUAAUUUGGCAUGUGCAGUACAAACACUUCUUAGGACUCCAAACUGGCGGCCCCGAUUUAAAUACUAUCACUGGGCCCUCUCAUUUUUAGGCAUGAGCAUUUGCCUGGCACUGAUGUUCAUUUCAUCUUGGUAUUAUGCUUUGGUAGCUAUGCUUAUUGCAGGCAUGAUUUACAAGUACAUUGAAUACCAGGGUGCAGAGAAGGAAUGGGGUGAUGGCAUCCGAGGUCUUUCUCUCAGUGCCGCAAGAUAUGCCUUACUCAGACUGGAGGAGGGCCCUCCACACACGAAGAACUGGAGGCCUCAGUUGCUGGUGCUUCUGAAACUUGAUGAAGAUUUGCAUGUCAAAUACCCUAGAUUAUUAACCUUUGCAUCUCAGCUGAAAGCUGGCAAAGGUUUGACUAUCAUAGGAUCAGUGAUCCAAGGGAAUUUCUUGGAAACUUAUGGAGAAGCCCAGGCUGCUGAACAGACUAUUAAGAAUAUGAUGGACAUUGAGAAGGUGAAAGGAUUUUGUCAAGUAGUUGUAGCCAAUAAAGUUCGAGAAGGAAUUGCCCACUUGAUCCAGUCCUGUGGACUAGGUGGCAUGAAGCAUAAUACUGUGGUUUUGGGGUGGCCCUAUGGCUGGAGACAAAGUGAAGAUCCGAGGUCAUGGAAGACCUUCAUAGGUACUGUUCGCUGCACAACUGCAGCCCAUCUGGCUCUGCUGGUUCCCAAAAACGUGUCUUUCUACCCCAGCAACCAUGAGCGUUACAAUGAAGGCAACAUUGAUGUGUGGUGGAUUGUACAUGAUGGAGGCAUGUUGAUGUUGCUUCCUUUUCUGCUCAAACAGCACAAAGUUUGGAGAAAAUGCAAAAUGAGAAUUUUUACUGUAGCUCAGAUGGAUGACAACAGCAUCCAGAUGAAGAAGGACUUGGCUACUUUCCUCUAUCAACUCCGAAUAGAGGCAGAGGUAGAAGUGGUAGAAAUGCACAAUAGCGAUAUCUCAGCAUAUACUUAUGAGAGAACUCUUAUGAUGGAGCAGAGAUCUCAGAUGCUGAGGCAAAUGAGGCUGACAAAAACAGAGAGGGAAAGGGAGGCUCAGCUGGUGAAGGACAGACAUUCAAUAGCACGUCUGGAGAGCCUCUACUCAGAUGAAGAAGAUGAGGGGGACCCAGUUCCUGAGAACAUCCAGAUGACCUGGACGAAAGAGAAAUGUGACGCUGAGAAGCGGAACCGAGGCAGCGCUGUGGGAAGCUUUAGAGAUCUCAUCACCAUUAAGCCGAACCAGUCUAACGUCCGAAGAAUGCACACAGCAGUGAAGCUAAACGAAGUCAUUGUAAAUAGAUCCCAUGAUGCCAGACUUGUUCUCCUCAACAUGCCUGGUCCUCCAAAGAAUACCGAUGGUGAUGAGAACUACAUGGAAUUCCUGGAAGUCUUGACUGAGGGUCUGGAGAGAGUAUUGCUUGUUAGAGGAGGCGGCCGAGAAGUCAUCACAAUUUACUCCUGAUUAAUUAAAAGCUUCUAACGCUGCUCUUCAUUUACCUUCUUGGCGAUAACAGACAUUCCAGUUUUAAAUGGAGAAGAAAAAAAGGUCUUUUGCCUAACUUUCUCCUCAUCCAGUCCUGUUCAUUGUCUUUCCAUUUGCAACAUACAUAUCUUUGGGAUUGCAGUAUUGUCACACCAUCCGAUUAGCAACAAAUUAAUUUUGAAGCUGCCACAUUAUUCAGUUUCUGCUUUGGUACUCCAGCAUUUGUGCAUGUAGUUAAACACUAAACUUCUUUUUAGUCAGCACUGCUAUGUGCACUAUUUUUAGUAACUGUAUGUAAAGUUAGGACAUGAAAGCCAGUUACUGUAAAAAGAUUUUAAAAGCUUUUUAUAUUAGGUCUGGGGAAUAGAAUUACAUUAUAUAGCAGCUAGUUUCUGCUGAAGUUCAGAUAUAAAGCAUUUUCUAAAGAGCACACUAAAUUGUGAGAAUGAACUGAAAAAGCUUAUGUUUUUCUGGGUUUACUUCCAGAACUAAACUCGCAGUAUUGGUAAGAAUUUAUACUUUUAAUACAUUUAUUGAUAGAGAUUUAAAUAAAUUAUGUUGAUAUAGUUGAAAAUAUGUAUGUAGCUUGCUACACAUCGUGUUGCUUCCGAGACUUGAGGUUCUGUGAGGCCAGAUCCCUAUUUAUUUUUGUAUUUAUUUGCCAGAAAUAUUGGAUAUGCAGAUGCAGACCGUUUAGGAUAACAGAGAUCUCACAAUAAAUUUUGAAUUGUCAGUGGGUUGGAGGACCAGUUGUGUGCAGUUCUUCCAUACUUUAAAUUUUUUGCAGACCAUCCAUCAAAGUACUUUGAGCAUGUUGGAGCCCUGUCUGUAGAGCCAGGUGCUAUGCUGCACGCACAGCCGUGGGAUUGCCCUUGCACAAGUACAGGGGACCUGCUGCUUCAUUGUAUGCUUUAUGCCCUUAGAGGAAAAAGAAGAAAAGAAGACCUAUAUUAACCAAUAAGUCUCUGGAGAUUUUAUCAAGCCCGUUGAGUUGUACUUUAUGUACAGAACAUUCGUAUUUUUUCAAUAAAAUGUUGCAUACACUUUGAACCUA